AUGUCGAAUCUAACUGAUAUGCAUUUCAGUCUGCUGAACAAAUCUCACGAUCAUCUAUUAACUUAUCGUGCAUUCGAGCAAGUUCGUCUGAUCGCUCUUCGACAUUUUUGGAUACCGAAUUCCAUUAUUUUUCACAGUCCGAAUGAUGAGUCAGAUAAUGCCUUUGAAUUUUCGCUAACGAUAUCGAAUGAACGUUACUAUUUGUAUAUUCCAUGGAAUAUUGAUGAAUACCAAAUCCAAUGUCAUAUAUCAUGUCGAAAACUAGCUGAUGAUGGUUAUGCAUGGACAAUUCGUAUGUUAGAUCGAAUAUUACGAUUACUAUGUGAUCAUUGUCCUGGCCUCUUCCAACUCGAAUAUCGCAAUGGUUUAUUUGGUCGACAGAUAAAUCGUUCGAUUGUGUACAACGGCCUUACUAAUCUUCAUCCCAUGGACUAUAGUCAUUGGAAACAACGUGUACAGCUGCAGUAUGAUCGUUUGAGUCCAACGAGGCAAACGACAACGAUCUUAUCUGAUAUCGAACAGACAAAUAAUGGUAAUGAGUAUGCGAUACGUUCAAUUAAAUAUCAAACACUCGGCCAUGGAAGAAUACUUAAUGAAUCUUAUUAUGAUUGGUAUGUGUGA
Molecule: messenger RNA, 621 nt
Organism: Adineta ricciae
Lineage: Eukaryota; Metazoa; Rotifera; Eurotatoria; Adinetida; Adinetidae
Source: the annotation of a GenBank genome assembly